Molecule: messenger RNA, 1119 nt
Organism: Suillus paluster
Lineage: Eukaryota; Fungi; Basidiomycota; Agaricomycetes; Boletales; Suillaceae
Exons: 2
Coding region: 1-1119 (372 amino acids)
Source: RefSeq, a predicted model, not a curated record
AUGCGAAAUCUGCCCAUUGAAGUUAUCAGCGCCGUUGUUCAGAAUGUUGCCACGACAGAGGAUCUUCUCCAUUUACGUAGCUUGAACUGGUCCUAUAAAGAGCUGGUCACUCCCCGCGUGUUCAGCACGCUUCACAUCAAAAAUAGUAUCCAGAGUGCGCAAAACUGCCACCAGAUCAUCGGUACCGCAAGCCUUGCCACCCAUGUUCGAGAAGUCGUCUAUGAUUCUCGUGACGACGAAUGUUUCCAACUUCCGCCCGACAACGUAGGCAACGAUGUGCUUGAGGUCAGCGAGCUUGAAGAAGCACUGACCGAGGCAUUUUGCGCAAUAACCGCGCUUCCGAGGAUUGACCGUGUCGUGCUCAACUUUUGGCCGUCGUUUCUCUCCCAGUCAGGGAGGGAGGUUCGUGAGACGCCAUUCUGGUUCACAAAUCGACAGCUCACCCUCCUUCACGCCAUUCACCAUGGCAUGAAGACAUCUCGUAUGACCACAUUGUUUGUCAACAACGUGAUUUUGCCUGCCACAUGUCACGACUUCAUUUCGUCCCUCACGUCCUCGCCCCUGUCCCAUCUAUCAAUAUCCGUCGUGUCCAACGCUGAAGUCAGCGCCUGGUCAGGUUCCAAGAACGUCAACGGAUCGCUUGGAGCACUCUUACCUCCCUCCAACCCCACAUUGAAAUCGCUUGUGCUAAGCAGCCCCCAGGGCCCCUAUCACAGCCUCACAACUCGACUUUCAUCAUUCUACUAUCCAUCCCUCGAAUCGCUCGUACUCGAAAAUAUCGUUUUCGAUCAGAUGCCCUUCGCUGAUGGCGUUGAGGAAUUUGUCCUUCGUCACAAGGAUACUUUGCAGAGACUUGAGCUGCAAUCAUGCGCAUGCCAUAUACCAGGCUCAUCGACUGACGCCAGGCGGUGGUCGACCAUAUGGCAACGAUGGGCUGCCGAGCUCACUAGCUUGAGAGAGAUCGUCGUUAACAACGACGGUCAUAGUUAUGUCCUCCUUGAUGCCGAUCAGGGCUGUAUUCCUCAUGGACUACUCAGCACCACGACAACUGAGGAUGAUUCUUCAAGCUUGCAGAUGUUCAAAGACACCAUAGCAGCUGGCCGAGUUGUGGUGAUGUAA